This is a messenger RNA of Cylindrotheca closterium, 642 nucleotides long. NCBI's taxonomy places the organism in Eukaryota, Bacillariophyta, Bacillariophyceae, Bacillariales, Bacillariaceae. The record is from the annotation of a GenBank genome assembly.
AUGAUCAUCACUCCACAACGACAAAAGGACACCUCGUUGAAUUUAUUAUUGGAUGUUCCCGAUUAUUUCUUCACCUUUACCUUUCCCAUGCUAGGGAUCAUUCUCCAAGUUUCCAAAUCCUUUGGCCGUCUCCGCAUGGAAGAACGAGCCUGGGAAUUGCGGGUCGAAGAAGCCCGCCAAAAGCGAAUCGAAGAGGACCCAACUCUGACCGAAAUUGAAUUGAGGCGCAAAGAAGCCGCCAUGGAAUGGUCAGCCUAUGGAAAGCCACGAAUGGACGAAGAACGAUUGCAAAAGGAACAACAAGAAAAAGAAAUGAUGUAUGAAUCAAGGCGUCGGAAUCGUGUUCAAGUGAUGGAUCGGGACGAAGAAGACGACGACGAGGAAGAUGAAACACAAUACCGCAAGAAUCGCAUGACUGACAAGGAAAUUGACUUGUUUGAAAUGGAAUAUGGAGUCGAUUAUGAUCCAUAUUAUGAUGAUCCCUAUACUGAAGAUGAACUUCCUGAUGACAUUCCGUACAAUGUGGAUCGCAAGUAUGGAGAUCGUAUUUACGACAAUGGCGAAAUAUUUUACAAGGACAAGGAAUCGGGGAUGUUUUACCGACAAGGGGCCAAACCAAGAAUGUUAUCGUUUUGGCAAUAA